This is a messenger RNA of Cucumis melo (muskmelon), 1958 nucleotides long. Its product is annotated as small ribosomal subunit biogenesis GTPase RsgA 1, mitochondrial. Lineage: Eukaryota; Viridiplantae; Streptophyta; Magnoliopsida; Cucurbitales; Cucurbitaceae. The transcript has 5 exons. Bases 211 to 1719 code for a protein of 502 amino acids. Gene Ontology annotation, molecular function: GTPase activity; GTP binding. The record is from RefSeq and is a predicted model, not a curated record.
UGUUCUCACUGAAAUCCUUCCAUCUUCAUCAGCAGAAGCAGCACUUGCUCUAAAUUCGACGGUGACUAAGAUAAAGAUGUCUUAAACUUUCCAUUUCGAGUUGAUUGCGAGCAGUUCUAGUUAGAGAAUUCGUUUUUGUUUUGGAUUUUGCUCAAUCUCAGAAGUCGAUAUCUGAAUUUGCAAAUUCUUUCUCGAAUCUUGCUCACUCUUAUGGCGAUCGCUUCCAUUUCUAUGCUCCGUCAUCACACCGCCGCUUUAGCCGCCACUUCAUCAUUUCCAGUCUUCGGCAAUGUUAUUCGGCGAGUCUUCAACUUCCGCUGCUUCUCAAUUGUUGCCAAACAGCAUAACCCUAACAAUGUCUCCAAUAAGCCUCCGCCAAGCAAGAAUCUACUCCGAGCUAAACAUACUUUCAAGGAUUAUUCAUCUCUUGCACCGGUUCUCUCUCCUCAAGACAAUCCUCCUCUCUCCGAAUCUCAAGCCAUCGGCACCGUUGCUGCUGCUCAAGCUAAUUUCAUGCGAGUAAUUGUUCAGACGCUUCCUUCUCAAUUUUCCGAAAGUUCGAACGACGAUUUGGAGCGUUCUGGUAGCUUGGAAAAUGAUUCCUCCGAAUCUUCUAUGGUUGGAGUUGAGUUGCUGUGCGUCGUGAAGGCUGUGCUGAAGAAGAUAAAGAGGAGAGUGUUAGUCGGAGACAAGGUGGUCGUUGGUUCCAUUGAUUGGGUGGACCGCAGGGGAAUGAUCGAGAACGUCUUCCAAAGAAAAUCGGAGAUCCUUGAUCCUCCGGUGGCUAACGUGGAUCACUUGCUUGUGCUCUUCUCCAUGGAUCAGCCGAGGUUGGAGCCGUUUACACUUACGAGGUUUCUAGUUGAAGCAGAAUCUACCGGCAUUCCACUGACGUUGGGUCUCAAUAAACUGGAACUUGUUGAUGAAGAGACAGUAGUUUCCUGGAAGUCCAGACUGCGUAGCUGGGGAUAUGAUCCCCUUUUUUGCAGUGUUCAAACCGGGACUGGACUUGAUACCCUUGCAUAUAUUUUGAGAGAUCAAACCACAGUUAUUGUGGGGCCAAGUGGAGUUGGGAAAUCAAGUCUCAUCAAUGCUCUCAGAAACAAUAAUCGUGCUGCUGAUGCUUUGGACACAGAUAAUUGGUUUGAUCCUAUUCUUGGUAGCAAGUGGUUUGAGGACCAGCGUGUUGCAGAAGUUUCAACAAGAAGUGGCAGAGGGAAGCAUACUACUCGUCAUGUUUCUCUUCUACCGUUGACGGGAGGAGGAUAUUUGGCAGACACUCCUGGUUUUAACCAGCCCAGUUUGAUGAAAAUAACCAAACAAUCUCUUGCCCAAGCCUUUCCAGAGAUUCAGAAAAUGCUUCGUGCCAGUGAACCUGCCAAGUGCUCUUUUAAUGAUUGCUUACAUCUUGGUGAACCGGGAUGCAUUAUUGAAGGAGAUUGGGAGCGAUACCAGUACUAUUUCCAACUUCUUGACGAAAUCAGAAUUAGGGAAGAAUUCCAGUUGAGAACAUUUGGAACGAAAAGGGAGGGCGAUGUAAGGAUCAAGGUUGGAGUUAUGGGUGCUCAGCAAGCAGAACCAAGGUUGGAGCUAAAGAAGCAUAGGAGACAAUCCCGUAAGAGAGUGAAUCAGUCGAUACUUGAUGAAUUGGACGAAGACGAAGACGACUUGGAGGAAACCGAUCCCAUUUUGAGGGCAAUGAAGAAUGAAAACCAAUAGAGAACAAAUCCAUCAGCUGCAUAUAAAUCCUCCCAGUGUAUAUACUUCCCUUUAUAACCCAUCUUUGACUUGACAUGUUAAAACAGUUUUUUUCAUCGGAAAUGAGCCAAGAAGAUGAUGUCUUUGCUACGGUGAUUUGAUACCAAACCAUCAAGUAAGAACUUGACUGAACUUAAGAUUUUUAACUUCUGUUCUAAAACUUUUUAAAAUUUCGUUAUGAAAUUUGUUCUAAUUUUCUA